GACGGCGCGCGGUGAUGAGGUCAAAGUGGCCUCCACGUCGCCGGGAUAGCCAAGAUGGCGGCGGCGGAGGGGAGCGGGGCAGGGGGGACCUUGUUCCCAGGUCUGGCAGAUGUGUCCAUAUCCCAGGACAUUCCAGUGGAAGGGGAGAUCACUGUCCCUGUGGGAUCUCACUCUCCUGAUGAGGAUUACUCCACGCUGGAUGAGCCAGUCAAGGACACAAUUAUGAGGGACCUGAAGGCCGUUGGGAAGAAGUUUGUCCAUGUCAUGUAUCCCAAGAAGAGCAGUGCCCUCCUCAGGGACUGGGAUCUGUGGGGCCCAUUGGUGCUGUGUGUGUCCCUGGCUCUGAUGCUACAGGGUGGCUCUGCAGACAGCAAGGAUGAUGGGGGGCCCCAGUUUGCCGAGGUCUUUGUCAUCAUCUGGUUCGGGGCCGUUGUCAUCACGCUCAACUCGAAGCUUCUGGGAGGCACCAUCUCCUUCUUCCAGAGCCUGUGUGUGCUGGGGUACUGCGUGAUGCCGCUGACCGUGGCCAUGCUGGUGUGCAGGCUGGUGCUGCUGGCGGGCGCAGGCACCGUCAGCUUCAUCAUCCGCCUCAUCGUGGUGGGGGCCAUGUUUGGCUGGUCCACCCUGGCAUCCACGGCGUUCCUGGCAGACAGCCAGCCCCCCAACCGCAAGGCCCUGGUCGUGUACCCCAUCUUCCUCUUCUAUUUCGUCAUCAGCUGGAUGAUCCUGACCUUCACCCCCCAGUGAACACCAUCCCAAGGGACUGCUACACUGGCUGGACUUUCUCAUGGACGCUGCAGUGAAUCCUUGGCUUUAUCUCUUUCUAAUUUAUAUAUAGGGAUACUGUAAAAAGGCAGGUUGUGGGAUAAAGCCAGAGAGCUGCAAAAAGUGCUCAUUUGUGUGUCCCUCUUUGUGAAAGAUACUGAGGUCCAGCUGCUGAGGGGUUUAUUUAGCCCUGUUCUGUACUGGUGUUAAAUAAACAGUGCCCACUGGGACAGGGAUUGUUCCAUCUGAGGGGAGAGUGGGAAAUCCUGGAUUUUCAAGCUGCUGGGAGAUUAAGUUUUUGCACGACUUGGCAGAUAUCCUGCCUGUGCUUGGAUUCUCACUGAAGAUAAAAAUGCCUUACCAAACCAUAGAACUUCACUGCAAUCAUGUGUGGAGAGGAAAGAGAUGUGUCUGACUCCUUUUCAUUCCCUUCUAGAGUGAUGGGAUGUGCACCCAGGCAUUGUGGGCUUGGGGCUUUCCCAGGAAAGGAGAGUUCAGUCAAAACUCAGCUGGAUCCCUUUUCAGGGAAUGGAGCUGGUGGCAGGGAGUUGCUUUUGCCCGUAUCCAUGUGUUGAGUGUGUCCAUCCCUUCAUGUGGCAAGAAAGAAGGUUCCAGUUUGGUGCCUUCAGCACUGCUUCUAGGAGGGGACUGUGGGCUCACUGCAAGUUGCAGACCUAUGACCUGAAGGAACAAAGCUCAGAGUCCCGCAGAAAUGCUGAGACUGCUUUGUAGCAAAGACUGGGCUCUUACUCUGCAUUUGGGAAGUACCAUGAAUGUGUAUGUAUGAUAAAAACAAGGGGUUCUGUGCAGAAAGUUGAGGUUUUGCUGCACAGGCUGUUUGGGUCUGAAAAGCCAUACCAGGGCUUGGCCCCCAGAGUGUUAAAACAGCUUGAAGGAAGAGAAGUAAAUGGUACUGGAGGUGUUGGGUGCUCUGAAGCAGGAUGUGAAUUCUGCUCACACCUGCCUCUGUGUGACUGUUCCUUUGGUUGUUCAUGGAGACAGCAAAGAAAUGUGUGCAAAUGUGCAUUUUGUUCCCUUGUACUUCCCAUGAGAUGUCAGAUACUGUUCUGUGGGGUUUUAAUUUUGCUUAAUACUUUAAUAAAAGGGAGGAGGCUCCACCA
Serinus canaria (Common canary) is the source of this 1886-nucleotide messenger RNA. It is a transcript of the gene YIPF6, whose product is annotated as Yip1 domain family member 6. Gene Ontology annotation, biological process: endoplasmic reticulum to Golgi vesicle-mediated transport. The transcript has 7 exons. NCBI's taxonomy places the organism in Eukaryota, Metazoa, Chordata, Aves, Passeriformes, Fringillidae. The record is from RefSeq and is a predicted model, not a curated record. Bases 55 to 747 code for a protein of 230 amino acids. Gene Ontology annotation, cellular component: membrane; trans-Golgi network.